ACUAAAAAAUAUGUAUUAUUUCUUACAGGUUAGUCGUACUUGCAUUCAAUCUUAUACUGAGGGUAAGCAAUCUUUGAAUUAUGUCCAGACAAUAUUUACACAGUUUGCAGUAAGAGAUCUAUAUCUUAAUAGAGAAAUGUGUGAGAAUAAGAACAUUUGACUUGAUAGAAGUAUUUGAGGAAUGAAAAACGUCCAAAAAGAAAUAUCCUGAAUUUCUUCAAAACAGAUGUGUGCUUGACAAUCAUCUGUGUCUUCUGUUUAAUCUGCUAGUAUAUUCUCGCACUUUAGUUUACAAUUAAAUAUAACAUGAAACAAGAGAAAGCUUAUUCAGUUGCAAAUGGUAUUGUACAAGAAGUCUUAAAUGGUAUUCGGACAGUAACGGCGUUCAAUGGUCAAAAGAAAGAGCAAGCGAGAUAUACAAAGAGUCUAAAAAACGUGCCAUCUAUUGGAAUAAAGAAAGGGUUUAUUCUCGGAUGUUGUCAAGCAUUCUCAAAUAUUUCUACUGGCAUUGUAUUUAUGGCUGCACUAUGGUAUGGGCCUUAUCUCAUUAGAACAGAAUCUGAUAAAUACUCGGCUGGAAUUUUUGUUGGUAUAUUUAUUUCUUGUUUAAAUGUCACCUGGUGUUUCAAUCAAAUUAUUCCGAGUCUUGAAAAAUUUGCUGAUGCCGUUUCUUCGGGUAGCUAUGUAUUUCGAACUAUAGCAAGAAUAUCAAAAAUCAAUCCAUUUAGCGAAGACGGUGAAAAACCCGCAUCACUUAUAGGCAAUAUAGAAUUAAGGAAUGUUCAUUUUACUUAUCCAGCACGACCAGAUUUACCCAUUCUCAAAGGUGUUAAUAUGAAAAUUCCAAGUGGAAAAAUCGUCGCUUUUGUAGGCUAUUCUGGUUGCGGCAAAAGCACCGUAGUAUCAUUAAUUCCACGCCUCUAUGAUGCCGAUGUUGGUCAGAUAUUGUUGGAUAAUCACGAUAUUCGCACGUUGAAUAUUGAAUGGUUACGCUCACAAAUUGGCUACGUGGGUCAAGAACCUGUUUUAUUUAGUGGAACGAUCGAAGAUAAUAUUCGAUUAGGAAAACCUGAUGCAACUACAGAGGAAAUCGUUGAAGCUGCAAAAAUGGCUAAUGCACAUGAUUUUAUAAUGAAACUUGAUGAUAACUAUAAAACAUCAGCCAAAGGUCAAUUAUCCGGUGGUCAAAAACAGCGCGUGGCCAUAGCGCGUGCUCUUAUUUCGAAGCCAAGAAUACUUUUGCUGGACGAAGCAACAAGUGCAUUAGACAACACAAGUGAAAAAGUUGUUCAGGAUGCACUUGAUAAGACAAAAGGUGGACGAACAACGAUCAUUAUUGCACAUAGAUUAUCAACAAUAAUCAAUGCCGACUUUAUAAUCGUUUUUGAUGGGGGACGGGUGGCUGAACAAGGCACACAUGAUCAAUUAAUAACACAGAAAGGAUUGUAUUAUGAGCUGACGACACAAAAGGAGGAAGAAAAGGCAGAGGAAAAAGACGAUAACGAUACUUUUGUUCCAAAUGGAAUUGGAGUUCGAAUGUCUAGUGUGAGUCGAAUGGCCUCAAGUCACCUUGAUGAUGAAGAACAACAAGAAGUGGGUGACGAUCAAAAUCCGCAAGAAAUGUCAUCAACAGAUGGUAGCAAACGUAAACGUUGGCCUACACCAUUCUUUUUCAAAUUAUUAAAAUUAAAUUCAUCAGAAAAAUAUUAUCUUUUAUCUGGUGCAAUAACAUCGCUCUUUUUUGGUGCAGUCGAACCCGUUGUUGGUCUCGUUUAUUCGCUUGUUUUUGGGCUAUUAGCUAAUCCAGAUGGUCAAAAGCAAGAAAUUCAAACGCGUAAUUUAGCAUUAGGAAUAGUGGGUGUGUAUAUUGUGGCUGGAGUGUUACAAUUCAUAAGUACAGUUUCAUUUGCGAAAGCGGGCGAAGAAUUAACAAUGAGAAUGAGGUUAUUGUCAUUUGCUGCAAUAUUACGCAGAGAAAUUAGCUGGUUUGACAAAGAUUCUAACAGCGUGGGAUCAUUAGUAACAAGGCUAGCAACAGACACUACUGCUUUAAAGAGUUUGACUGGUGUUCGUAUUGGUGUUCUAUUACAAUCUUUGGGAGCCGUGAUAACAGCUUUACUUCUUGCAUUUCAAUCUGGAUGGAAAUUGACAUUGGUUGUUUUAUUGCUCACACCUUUAUUGAUCCUAUCAGGAUAUUUACAAGGACGAACGCAAAGCAAAGCCGGACACACGAAAUCAGCUAAAUCAUUUGCCCAAGAAGGCGGAAGAUAUGCUGUUGAAGCUAUACAAGAUGUACGAACUGUGGCAACAUUAAAUAAAGAGAAAUAUUUUAUUCACAAAUACGAAGAAGCAUUUAAUAACGAUUAUCUGUGA
Molecule: messenger RNA, 2373 nt
Organism: Didymodactylos carnosus
Lineage: Eukaryota; Metazoa; Rotifera; Eurotatoria; Philodinida; Philodinidae
Source: the annotation of a GenBank genome assembly